AGUCAGAGCAGAGCUUUGAUUGUAACGAAUUUCAUCUACUGUGAGUGUAGUAUGGAGACUGGCGGCUGAGAAGUGGGGGCUUGGUGGGAUGUCUGGCCUGCGCUGAGGUACGUUUGUCCAGGGAUUCCGUCACUGGAGCAAGAUCCAUCCAUACAUUUAUUUACAGGCAUUCCCACCAUGGAUUGCCAGGAAAAUGAGUACUGGGACCAAUGGGGACGGUGUGUCGCUUGCCAACUCUGUGGGCCUGGACAAGAGCUCUCCAAGGAUUGUGGUUAUGGAGAAGGUGGAGAUGCAUACUGCGCAGCCUGCCCUCCCCGCAGAUAUAAAAGCAGCUGGGGCCACCAUAGAUGUCAGACUUGCAUCACCUGUGCUGUCAUCAAUCGUAUCCAGAAGGAGAACUGUACAGCUACCUCUAAUGCCGUCUGUGGGGACUGUCUGCCCAGGUUCUACCAAAAGACACGUAUUGGAGGCCUGCAGGAUCAAGAGUGUAUCCCAUGCACGAAGCAGACCCCCACCUCUGAGGUUCAGUGUGCCUUCCAGUUGAGCUUAGUGAAGGCAGAUGUACCCACAGUAUCCCCUCAGGAGGUCACACUUGUUGCACUGGUGAGCAGUCUGCUCAUGGUGUUUACCCUGGCCUUCCUGGGGCUCUUCUUCCUCUACUGCAAGCAGUUCUUCAACAGAAAUUGCCAGCGUGUUUCAGGAGGUUCGCUGCAGUAUGAGGCUGACGAGGCAGCGGAAGAGGAAUCUCUCUUCCCCAUGCCACCUGGCCAGGAGACCAGUCCUGAGUCCCCACUGAGUGAAAGCAUCUUUGAGACCCAGGCACUUAACCCCAUCCUGGAUGACGACUGCAGCUCGACUCGUGGCUUCCCCACACAGGAGUCUUUUACCUUGGUCUCCUGUGCCUCAGAGAGCCACUCCCACUGGGUCCACACUCCCAUUGAAUGUACAGAGCUGGACCUGCGAAAGAUUUCCAGUUCUGCUUCCUAUACUGGAGCUGAGACCUUGAGGGGGAACACAGCUGAACACUCUGGAGACAGACUGGAGCUCACUGUACCCUUUGAAGUACCCAGCCUUUCACUCUACUGAGUAACCACCCUUGGGUCCUGCUCUGCUCCUCAGGCCACACAGACCUCAUCUGCUUCCUGUGUCUUGUGAUAGCCCUGAAGAAGUCUAAAGAUAGCAUCUCCUCUCUGGAAAGUACCACUUUGGGUUCCGUUAAAGUAUGGGGGGCUUAAAACUGAACCCAGUUUCAUGAGGAAUUGUCUCACCAACAUAGAGUAGGGUAGAACUGUCAUCAUGUCCACCCCACACAAGUGAUGUUUUUCUGCUAUUAUACCUUAACCACUGGCCUAAAACCAUUUUUUGAGGGAUGGGAAGAGGAAGGAGCUAGUGAGAUUGCCCCAUAGGUUUCUAACUUGCUCUGCUCCCUCCCUAGGUCUCUUGGGCUCCUGGCAGCCCAGUCGUUCUCCCUGGACUCUUCUGCCUUGUUCCUAUACCACAACAGCAGCAGGGGCAUAGGAUGUGGU
This is a messenger RNA of Lagenorhynchus albirostris (white-beaked dolphin), 1526 nucleotides long. It is a transcript of the gene EDA2R, whose product is annotated as ectodysplasin A2 receptor. The transcript is spliced from 7 exons. Lineage: Eukaryota; Metazoa; Chordata; Mammalia; Artiodactyla; Delphinidae. Gene Ontology annotation, molecular function: tumor necrosis factor receptor activity; protein binding. The coding region runs from base 178 to 1086 and encodes 302 amino acids. Gene Ontology annotation, cellular component: plasma membrane. The record is from RefSeq and is a predicted model, not a curated record. Gene Ontology annotation, biological process: tumor necrosis factor-mediated signaling pathway; positive regulation of canonical NF-kappaB signal transduction; positive regulation of JNK cascade.